UAGGCGAAAACGAGAAGAAAUCCAAUAUGGCGGUGUAAAUGUUGUGAUAGCCAGAUUCGCGAGUUUUAAAACGGAAAAGAACCCAGCACCAGAAUUCGUGAACCCCGCUUUCCUGCGUAAUUCAACUUACAAAGGCAAGCAGCAAGCACCGCGCUAACUCGCAUACCGGUUACUGUUCCGGAGCAUUGCGGAACGGAAAGAAUUUGUCGAGGGAAGCAAUACACAGCAGGAAAAAAACUGUGCAGGUAGCGCAUAAGAGCAGCAGACACACAAGGACGAUCAUCCGUUUCAUGGCAGACAUCGUAGUAACCAGUGCUUCGGUUGCUGUGCCGUGGUUUUGAACGUCUGUCACCACAGAUGUUGCUGCCUCUUUGCUACGGAUGUUUUGCUCUCUGGUACGAUAAACGGAUGUGACAAUACAACGACCAAGUGACUAAUGAGUGUGUGUGUGUGCGUGUGUUAGUUUGUAUGUAUUCGUGCUCAUAACAACUAAUACGUUUCUGACCAUCGCAAAGGACCUGUGGGUGAACACUGUAGAAGAAGCGUUUUCAUCUUUGCCCGCACUACAUCGAAAGAUAUUCGAUUACCUGUGUAAGGAUUAUUUAUUUCGCGUUCGCAAGUAACCGCUUACCACAGACACGCGGCAAGCAAUUAUUCACAACCCGAUCGGACGAGCACGGUGCACAACGAAGUAAAGUAGACGGACGCAUCCAGUGCAGCUGAAACGGCAACAAUUGAGUACAGCGAGAAACCCGUCGACUGCAAAAUACUGAAGAAACGAAGGAAAAAAACAUCCUCCUAUUCUACCUUCGAUCUUUGCACCGGUGGCAACCGGCAGCGGGAAGAGAUACAGAGGCCGGUACCACAUCGACACAAGCGGCGUGAUACCGAGCGGCAGCGUCAACGUACCCUAAACAGGCAGCUUCGUCGACUGCACAACCGCCAGCAGGCAGGUAUCGCUAACGUCGUCCGAGAGGAAGUGGGUUGUAGCAGUAGCAACCGCGGCCGAAGCAGUACCGCAGGAAAUCGUUUCGGUUCGAACUCUUCGUAUUGUUGUAGCGGAAGCAGGAGAAAUCAUAGUAACGGCCCAGCGCAGUGCAGUGCUAACGGCAGUCGACGCAACAUGACAACCGACACGAGACGACGCGUUAAGCUAUACGCACUGAAUGCAGAUCGUCAGUGGGACGAUCGAGGAACGGGCCAUGUCACAUCGAGCUAUGUCGAUCGCGUCAAAGGUGUGUCAUUGCUCGUGCAUGCCGAGAACGAUGGAUCCAUGCUACUGGAAAGCAAGAUUCAUCCUGACACCACAUAUCACAAACAGCAGGACACAUUGAUCGUUUGGAGCGAGGGUGACAAUUUUGAUUUGGCGCUCAGUUUCCAGGAAAAGGCAGGGUGCGAUGAAAUAUGGGAGAAAAUAUGUCAGGUGCAAGGGAAAGAUCCUUCGGUCGAAAUCACGCAGGAAUCGGUCGAAGAAUCAGAAGACGAGCGGUUCGAGGAUAUGUCCGAUUCGGCACCACCGAUCGAACUGCCGCCGUGCGAGCUGAGCCGGCUGGAGGACAUAUCGGAGGUUAUUGCCAGCGCACUCACAUCGGCAAUCCGGAAGGAUAAGCUAGCCCAGGCGAUCGAGUCGGAAAACUAUAUCAAAAAGUUGCUUGGUUUGUUUCACGUCUGCGAGGAUCUGGACAACCAGGAAGGGUUGCAUUACCUGUACGAGAUCUUCAAAAACAUCUUUCUGCUGAACAAAAAUGGUCUGUUCGAGAUCAUGUUUGCGGAGGACACGAUAUUCGAUGUGGUGGGGUGCCUCGAGUACGAUCCGUCCGGCAAUCCACCGAAAAACCAUCGUCAGUAUCUGCGCAAGCUGGUAAAGUUUCGGGAAGCCAUACCGAUCCGCAACACAGACCUGCUGGCAAAGAUACACCAGACGUUCCGGGUGCAGUACAUACAGGAUAUCGUGCUGCCGACACCGUCCGUGUUUGAGGACAACAUGCUGAACACGCUGUCAUCGUUCAUCUUCUUCAACAAGGUGGAGAUAGUGACCCUGAUCCAGGAGGACGAUAAGUUUCUGGACGAUCUGUUUGCGCUGCUGACCGACCCGCAAACGCCCGACUCGAAACGGCGUGACAGUAUUCUGUUCUUGAAGGAAUUUUGCAACUUUGCGCAGUACUUGCAGCCCCAGGGCAAGGAAACGUUUUUCAAAACGCUCAUAAGCCUCGGUGUGCUGCCGGCGCUCGAGAUCACACUAGCCAUCAACGAAAAGCGAACAAAGGCCGCCUCAAUCGACAUCCUUUCAACGAUCGUUGAAUACUCACCGUCCGUUGUGCGGGACUACACGCUGCAGCAGUACAACAAUUCCGACUCGGAUGAGGACCAAACGUUGAUCAACAUUGCGAUUGAGCAACUGCUGUCCGAUUCCGAGCCGGAAGUGGGCGGUGCCGUACAGUUGAUAACCGUAUUGCGGAUCCUGCUGGACCCGGAAAACAUGUUAAGUUCGGCCAACAAGUCCGAAAAGUCGGACUUUCUUAACUUUUUCUAUAAGCACAGUAUACAGACGUUAAUUGCCCCGUUGUUGCGACACACGCAAUCGGAUAAGCCAACAAACGAGGACUAUCAUGUGGUUCAGCUGCUGAGCGUGGUGCUGGACAUCUUGUCGUUCUGCGUGGAGCAUCACACCUACCACAUCAAGAACUGCAUCAUCAACAAGGAUCUGCUGCGGAAGGUUCUGGUGCUGAUGAACAGCGCGCACACGUUCCUCGUGCUGGGAGCACUCCGAUUCCUGCGCAAAAUUGUUUCACUGAAGGACGAAUUUUAUAACAGGCACAUUGUGAAGGGAAAUUUGUUCGCACCGAUUGUUGAGGCGUUUAUACGAAACGACAGUCGAUACAACUUGCUGGAGUCGGCCAUUCUGGAGCUGUUCGAGUUCAUCAGGCUGGAGGACAUAAAGUCGCUGUAUACGUACUUUGUGGAAAGCUUUGGCAAAUUUUUCGAUGACGUCCAGUACGUCCAGACGUUCAAGACGCUCAAGAGCAAGUACGACCAGCAGCAGGAUCGAUUGAAGGAAAAGGAGAAAGGAAAUUUGGAAAGCGUUCCAUCCAUUUUACGGAACAGCAGCCGUUACCGAAGGGACCAGCGACAGAUGGACGAGGACGAAGAGAUUUGGUUUAACGAGGAGGAAGACUAUGCCGAAGCUGCUGGUAAAUCGGGAGCCCCGGAACUGGACUCUACCAUUGGUAAAAUGUUCGAAAAGAAAGCAAUGGACACAACCAGCAGCCUGAACGGUCCCAAGUACGGUAGUGGCGCCGUCUCCACGGCACAGUCGCAUCAGCUAUCGUCUCAAAUGCAUGGCGGCGUUACCGCCACCGCAACGUCGGCCGAUGACGUGGCAGCCACUUCGCACAUGCUAACCAUCAACAACGGUACCGAGGGCGGCAACGAUGAGAACGUGGCGGCUUCGGCCGCCCAUCUGCAGUCCGCUUCGCUCGAUCCAAACUGUCUUUCACAGGCGGUCGCACAGGCUGCAGCUGCUGCGGCUGCUGCCGUCGCCGUAGCAAACAACAAUGGCCUUCCGUCGUCGUCGUCAUCGUCAGUCACGGUGGAAAGUGUCAGCUCGCUGGGAGAGAUCGGCCACGAGCAUCUGCAGCACCACAAAGAGCAUCAUCGCGUGCUCGUUGGGGAAGACGAUGCCACCGCCGCAAAUCUAACGCCGGCCGACGAAUCUGCACUAGACGAUGCCAACAGCCUGGCAGUGAGCGCGCUCGGUGGGAACGAUCUGUCAGCCGUGUAUCAGCUUCAACCGACCACCGGUGCCGCUGCAGUGUCGAGCACUGUUGUAGCAAGCAGCGCCUGUGAAACGACAGCUUCCACCACAUUGUCGUCCAUUCCGGUCACCGAAACGUGUUCCUCCUCCUCCUCGUAUACCGACGCUACCGCGAUAACGACGGCACCGGAAGACUGUUCGUCGAGCGAUGCUGCUGCUGCUGCUGUAACGGUCGAGAGCAGUGGCCUUGUGGUUGGCAGCAGUACAAUUGCCGUUGACAGUAGUAGUGCGCUAGCAGGUGUCGAAUCUCUCGGCGGAGCAGUAGAGGAAACGGUCUCCAAGCGAUUAUCGGCGGAAGGAUUGUCCGAUCGCGUUGCUCAGGAGGUGGAUACUGAAGCGAGUGCUGGUGGUGGAAGCAGUAACCUCGAAUCUGACGAGAGUAAAAAUCACGACGGCGUGGAACAGAAACACCCUGCACUGGAACGGGGUAUGGAAAAAGCACAUGACGGCGCGGCCAGCAGCACCAGCGACGAUGCGAACGAUGCUGAAAUGGUGAGCAUGCCUGCUGCUUCGCCGUCCUCGCUGAUAGCUACACCCCCCAUCCUGGACUCUGCACCUGCCGUAGAACAACCGACGUCCGGUACCGCUCCCGCUGCCGAGCAAGACAGCCUUUCGUCCGCCGCUGCUUCCGUCGCCUCGUCCACCAGCACCACCAUGGUGAGUGGGUUGAAAAAGGGUCUGGUUGACUACGAAGGUGAUUCCGAUGAGGAUGAGGACGAUGACGAUAGCAGUAGUCCGGCGCAAAAGAAGGCGAGAAUAGCAUAGCACCAUCAGCACGCGCAUCAUCCUUAUAAACAACGCCAUCAUUCAGCAUCAUCUGGGGCGGAUAGUAGCGUAACUAGGCAUAGUUUUAAAAGUACCACUAGAACCAACACCGCUACCGCGACUGUGGCAGUAGCGGUGGUUAACACUACCGUUGUUGCCCCCCACACUACCAACGUUUCUUCGCUGGCGCCGCUUGCCGGGGAGAAGGAGCAGUUACUACAGCGUUCGGAGUCGUGCGAAGAAGCCGAGCGGAGGCAGACGCGCAACGUGCAAGUUUGCGGGGACGGUAAGGUAACGGCAAAGGAUAGAAUAGACUGUUCGAAUAUAAUGGAAGUAGAUAUUACUCUCACGACUACCGCCACCGCCACUACUACUACUACCACUACUACUGCGACAGCAACUAAAGCUGAUCUGUCUACUGAAGCGACGGCGGCCGGUUCUCGCGAACCGAACAGUGACAACUAAGAGCUGCUGCUGCUGCUGCAACUGCACAACGCUAAUAAGAAAUGUUUGUACGCUGUGUAUGUCCUUCAACGGAUAUAGCUGCUUUCUAUUCAUGAUCUUGUUUGCCGUUGUUUUGUAGGCUGAGAUGAUUUACUGUUCUUUCGCGUCAAACAUGUACACACAUACACACAGCAACAAUGUAUGUACUGCAGACCUAUUAUAACUACUCACCAACAUGCUGUACAGUUAGUAAUCGGACAUUUUGUAAAGAAUGCUAAGCUAGACAGGAUCAGAUACCGAAAAUAGAAUGAAAAACCCUCACGAGAGACAGAGAGAGAGAGAGAAAGAGAGAGAGGAUUGUGAGGGGUCUGUACAUUUUGGUGGAUUAAUUAACGGGGCUGCCUACUAAGUUUAUGCAAACAAAGCUAAAAAAGCUACUACGCUGUUCGCUUUUACAAACACAUGGACUUUUUGUUGUUGUUUUGGGUUCGCUAGCUUAUUUUUAUACUUUUGCGACUUGUUGUGUUGUGUGCGGCUUUGUUUGUUUUCGGGUGGCCGACAAGUUUUGCCGAACAUGUUUCUGUCGGCACACGGUCGGGCAUAGUAGUAGUGGUGGAAAAUUGGGCGACAUUCGUGUAAAUGUGUUUGCUGUCGCCCGAAACAUUGACGAGACGGGGCGCGAGGGCGAUGUGGUGUGUGUGUGUGUCGUGCGAGCAUUUGUAAAAGUAAUUUGAAACAAAAAGAAAUGAAAGGUAAAAAACACUAUUUAAAAUGAUAAAACUCUCCCUUCGCCAGCGCGGUGGAAAACACACACACACACACACACAUACACACAGAACUAUUUUAGAACGAAAUAAUUAAGGAUAACGAGAGAGAGGAGCGAGGGAAAGGCGAUAGCGCAUAAGGAUACUACCACACUAUAGAACCUGCUCGAUACCGAAACAUACGAUGCGAAGGGGAACGUCGUGACCUUUUAAGGCAGUUCUAUUUCUGGAUGUAGUUGAUGUUAUAAUGCGCCGCAGGAAGGAAGACUUUUCUGUUUCUGGUUUGGCUCCAAUCACCACCACCACCACCAGCGCUGAAAGAAGGCCGUGUUGCGUGUUCUUAAGCUCUGUUGGUUGCUCACCGAAAAGAGUUCCCUUGGUAGUGUUGGUUCAAAGUUUUGUUCGGAAAAGACACGGAAAACACUUAUUGCGAGGCCGACAGAAGCUUAGUUUGGGGAUAGUAGGGUGGGGGGGGUCGGGGUUGUGGUUCAACCAUUUUCCAUUGAUUAUCAACAAAUUUUCCUAAAUGAGGAGCAUCACCACACGCGAAUGCUUCCCAUUUAUGAAAGUGGCUUCAAUUGUAAAUAUUAUAGUUGCAAAACCCAACUAGCGAAAACGGCGAGAACGGGCGCGAGUGAGAAAGGGGCGGGAGCAGGAUGGUGGAUUAAUAUUGGCAGAAUCCCUUUUUUCACUCGUUCGCUUGUAUGCGUAUGUCCUUGCCAGUAAUGUACAUGCCAAGCAACUCUUUUCGGUGAACAGUUUGUAGAGAUUGAACGCCAUACGCCACAGAGUCGGUGUGUGGUGUUGUAGGUCAUAUGGUUUGGAAUGAGACUUUUCACUCUUUGCGGGGAAGUUGUCCUAUCAGACUGUACGGGUAUAUUCCAACAACCACACACACACGACGUUGUGGCAAAUUGUGUACAGAAGUGAUAAAAAACUCUGGUGCAAUCCGGUUGUUUUUUCUUGCUUUUGUAGGCCAUUCGCCUGCCUGUGAGCUGUGGGUGCCUCGUGGCGAUAGAUUGAAAAGAAAAAAAAAAACAGAUACGAAUAAUUGUAACAAAGUAACAAAUAAAUGUCGUAAACAAAACGUGCGCUACGAAACGGGGGGGAAUCUAAACAAGAAAAACGAAAAAUAACGUAAAAGUGAUUAAGAAGAUAGUGUGUGUGUGGGGGAAAAUGGGUAGCUGAGAAUUUCGAAGGUAAAGCGAACAAACAAACUGAUUUGCAAUCAUUCACAUGGUGCGUGUGUAUGUAUGGGAUCCGGAGGUCGUUCAAAGUGAGGCGUGCGAACUGAUAAACAAAACGACAAAAAAUAAAAUUUUUUGAUCGCAGAAUUAUCCUACGACGACGACAACACGCGUGCGUGCGUGUGAGAUUGAAAUAAACUACUAAGUAAACAUUAUAUGUUCUGUAUAAUGUGUAAAAAAAAAAA
Molecule: messenger RNA, 7219 nt
Organism: Anopheles stephensi (Asian malaria mosquito)
Lineage: Eukaryota; Metazoa; Arthropoda; Insecta; Diptera; Culicidae
Gene: flfl
Product: serine/threonine-protein phosphatase 4 regulatory subunit 3
Exons: 10
Coding region: 1124-4579 (1151 amino acids)
Biological process (GO): protein dephosphorylation; DNA damage response
Cellular component (GO): nucleoplasm; protein phosphatase 4 complex
Molecular function (GO): protein phosphatase activator activity
Source: RefSeq, a predicted model, not a curated record